Spirodela intermedia is the source of this 2700-nucleotide messenger RNA. Lineage: Eukaryota; Viridiplantae; Streptophyta; Magnoliopsida; Alismatales; Araceae. The record is from the annotation of a GenBank genome assembly.
AUGAGAGGAGGAGAGGCACCGCCGGGGAUAAGGCUGCUGAGGAGCCUGAGGAGGAGUUUCAGGCCCGGGGACGGCGGCGAGCAGGAGACGAGACGACGGCGCAGGGCCUUCAAGUACCUGGUUCUGAUUCUCACCUUCAUAGCCUACGCCUGCUACCACGCCUCCCGCAAGCCCACCAGCAUCGUCAAGAGCGUCCUCGAUCCCGAUCCGCCGCCGGCUGCUUCCGGCAGACUCCUCCCGUGGCCCGCCGGCGAGAUCUUCCUCCGCCGGAGCGCCGAUGAACUCCACAGGAAGAAGGAGGGCUGGCCGCCGUUCGACGGCGACGACGGGACGGUGAAACUCGGCGAGAUCGACCUCGCCUUCCUCGUCUUCUAUUCGCUGGGGAUGUACCUCGCCGGCCACCUCGGGGACAGCCUCGAUCUGCGCCUCUUCCUCGCGGCGGGGAUGAUCGCCAGCGGCUGCUUCGUCGCCCUCUUCGGCAUGGGAUUCUUCUGGAGCAUCCACAAUUUAGGGUUCUACAUCGCGAUGCAGGUCCUCGCCGGCCUCUUCCAGGCCACUGGAUGGCCAUCUGUCGUGGCCGUGGUGGGGAACUGGUUUGGGAAGCGGAAGAGAGGUCUGAUCAUGGGGAUCUGGAACGCCCACACCUCCGUGGGAAACAUCAGCGGCUCCCUCCUCGCAGCUUCCGUGCUCGAUCAUGGCUGGGGAUGGUCCUUCCUCCUUCCCGGCGGCCUCAUCGCCACUGGCGGCGCCAUGGUUUAUCUCUUCCUCCCCGCUUACCCCGAGGACGUAGGGCUGCCGAGUCCCCAUGGCCUGAGCAAGCAAGCUGAGGCAGUGGCCAAGGAAGAGGAGGCGCCGCCGCCACCGCUGCCGGCGGCGAAACUUCCCGGGGGUUCGAACAGGGGCAACGCUGUUGGGAUUGUCGCCGCCUGUAAGAUCCCUGGCGUCGUCCCAUUCGCUAUGUGCCUCUUCUUCUCGAAGCUUGUGGCCUACACCUUCCUCUACUGGCUGCCCUUCUACCUCAGCCAGACUGGUACGCCAUUCAUCUCCCUUGCUCUCUUUCUUCUUCUUUGAUGACUGCAGUUCCAUGUAUGAUCCUGCUUAACUCAUUUAUUCUGGUACAUUCAUGGCUUCUUCAGUGUUCCUGUUGUGAUCGGAAGAACUGAAAUCAUUGAUGAUUAGGCGGAUUGAUUAUUGAUUAUGUUUGUUGAGUGGGUAGAGCCAGACUUUUCUGUCUCGCAUCCAAAAGUCUCCAGUCUGUUGAGUCUCUUGGUGAAUUAUAAUUGCCGACGAACUUUCAUGCUUAUUGAUGGAGACAGUUUCAUACACAUUUAGAACGGAAGAUUCCCAUUUCAGACUCUGUUCUAUCUUUCUGAAAAAAAAAUCUCCCGAUUUUCUGUCUCAUAUUUAGAACGGGAGUAUCCAGUCUGUUGAGUUUCUUAGUGAAGUACGUUCAGGUGAUCAAUUUGAUGACGAACUUUCAUGGUCAUUGAUGAAGAGAGUUCCAUACAUAUUUAGAACAGGAGAGUUUCUGUCUGAAAGUUUUCUCCAAAUUUUCAGCGAGUUUCUAUUUAGAAAAUUUUCAUCUGUAGAGUUUCUAUUUAGAAUGAUAUAUUUACCCUGUUCAAAAAAUCUCAGAUCUUCUGUCCUGCAUCCAAAAUGUCUCCAAAGCUUCUCUGUAAGCUUAUGUUCAGGGUGAUCAACAAUAGUCACUGACGAUAUUAUUUUCUACAGAUACAUUUACUUAAGAUUCUGUUCUAUCCAUUUAAAACCUUUUUUCUCCAGAUUUUCAACGUUGGGAUCCAUCUUGAUGGACUCUAUCCUUCAAAAAAUCAAACCGUGGACUUUUUGCAGACAAAGCGUUGAAGUUUUUCAAAAAAAAUCUCUCUUGCAUCCAAAAGUUUCCAAUCCGUUGACUUUUUCAUCCAAUAGCCUCUGACGAGCUUACUUUCUGUAUAGAUGCACUUAGUUUUGAUGAUUCUGUUCCAUCUAUCUGAAAAAAAAAAUAUCCACAUUCUGUUCAACGUUGAGACACAUCUUUGUUGACCCUGUGGUUCAAAACAAAACAAAAAAAUCAAAUCGUUGACCUUUUUUGCAGCCAUCGGGGGCGAAUACAUGUCGGUCAAAUCCGCGGGGAAUCUCUCGACUCUGUUUGACGUGGGGGGGAUCGCCGGAGGGGUCCUCGCCGGCUACAUCUCCGACCGGCUGCGGGCGCGGGCCACCACCGCCGCCAGCUUCAUGUACCUGGCGAUCCCCUCCCUCUUCGCCUACCGCCACUACGGGGGCUCCUCCAAGGCUGCCAACGUGGCGCUUAUGAUGGUCAGCGGGCUGUUCGUCAACGGGCCGUACGCCUUGAUUACGACGGCGGUCUCCGCUGAUCUGGGAACCCACAGCUCCCUCAGGGGGAACUCGCGGGCCCUGGCCACGGUCGCCGCCAUCAUCGACGGCACGGGCUCCGCCGGCGCCGCCAUUGGCCCCCUGUUGACCGGCGUCCUCUCGAGAACCGGGUGGGGCCCGGUCUUCCUCAUGCUGAUGGUCGGCGCCUUCGUCGCCGGCGCCUUACUCUCCUUCCUGGUCAAAGCGGAGAUCAUGGAAAUCCUCCGCCGCCGCCGCUGGAAGCCGCCGCCGGCCGGCGAUCCUGAAGGUGAAGGUAAGAGUAAACCCACUAACAAGAAGAGCUCUUUCCGAUUUUUUUGGAUAUGA